AUUCAAAAGACGAAACCCUCCCGCUCCCCUUUUCUGUCUCUCUCUCUCUCUAUAUUUCUCAUUCUCUAUAGGCGCUGGAGCACCAAAACACAGAAAUUAUACAUGGCGUCGAACAUUGGAAUGAUGGAUUCCGCUUACUUCGUCGGUAGAACAGAGAUCUUAGCCUGGGUCAAUUCGACUCUUCAACUCAAUGUCUCUAAAGUCGAAGAGGCAUCUUCUGGAGCUAUUUAUUGCCAGCUAAUGGAUUCGGCUCAUCCAGGUGUUGUUCCGAUGCACAAGGUGAACUUUGAUGCAAAGAAUGAAUAUGAUAUGAUCCAGAAUUACAAAGUUCUGCAAGACGUCUUUAACAAACUGAAAAUAACCAAGCAUGUUGAUGUUAACAAACUUGUGAAAGGUCGGCCGCUGGAUAACCUAGAGUUUAUGCAGUGGAUGAAGCGUUAUUGCGAUGGAGGUGUUACACAGAAUUACAAUCCUCUAGAGAGAAGAGAAGCUUGCAAAGGUGGAAAAGAUGCGAGCAAGAAAUCUGCACCUCCACAGUCUUCAGCCAAGUCUUCUUCAUCAGCUAACGCAAGGACUCAAACUUCCCACAGUCGAAAGAAUGAUGUUCAUAAUAAUGCUUCAAACCAAUCUGUCAAGCCUUCGAAAGAAUCAAAACCAGUUUCAGAUAGUGGACCGGCAUAUGAUGAACAGAUUACAGAGUUGAAACUGUCAUUUGAUAGCUUGGAGAAAGAAAGAGACUUUUACUUUGCAAAGUUGAGGGAUAUUGAAAUCAUAUGUCAGAUCCCCGAGAUUGAGAAGCUACCUGUUGUGGAAGCAUUGAAGAUGAUACUAUAUGCGACAGAUAAUAACAGUUCAUCAGUUGUUGCAGAAGCUCAAGCAAUGAUAUCAAAACACCACAAGGGUGUUGAAGGAUUGUUGAGUCCUAUUCCAGAAGAACCUGAAUUUGCGCAAAAGUCGGACAGUCAGAAGAGGAAAAGCAUUGUCAAUAUCGAUGUUGAUGAUGCUGCUGCCAACUCUUUGUCUCCGAGGCAGAGGGUUUCAGAUGCUUCAGAUGUUCAUUGCAGUGGCUCACCUCUUGUGAAACUCUAUUGAGGUUUAUGUUUCUUAUUUGUGUGGGAAUUCUUGAUAUAUUAGUUCAAUUUUAUUAAGUAGUUACUGAGUAUAAUUGUUUUGUGACAUUUGAACCAACUUAUAUGCUUGUGGGUAUGGAAGGUGAUAAUAUUGUGAAAUUUUCACCAAAUAUCUUGCAACCU
Impatiens glandulifera is the source of this 1253-nucleotide messenger RNA. Its product is annotated as microtubule-associated protein RP/EB family member 1C-like. The record is from RefSeq and is a predicted model, not a curated record. Gene Ontology annotation, biological process: regulation of microtubule polymerization or depolymerization; thigmotropism; spindle assembly. Gene Ontology annotation, cellular component: microtubule organizing center; spindle midzone; microtubule plus-end. Lineage: Eukaryota; Viridiplantae; Streptophyta; Magnoliopsida; Ericales; Balsaminaceae. Bases 103 to 1092 code for a protein of 329 amino acids. The transcript has 6 exons. Gene Ontology annotation, molecular function: microtubule plus-end binding.